Messenger RNA from Diplodia corticola, 2442 nucleotides. Its product is annotated as acetylserotonin methytransferase-like protein. The transcript has a single exon. The record is from RefSeq and is a predicted model, not a curated record. The coding region runs from base 1 to 2442 and encodes 813 amino acids. NCBI's taxonomy places the organism in Eukaryota, Fungi, Ascomycota, Dothideomycetes, Botryosphaeriales, Botryosphaeriaceae.
AUGUCUUUCCAACUAUUUCCUCCCCCGCCCAGGAAACAGAGGCCUAUCAAUCUCAAACGGCCAGCACAGCCUGCCAGCCCAGAGCCCGCUGUUGAAUUGCUUGAACGUGCGAAGGCGCCGGUCGACUUCCACGAACUCGUCAUCAAAGUUAAUUCCAAUCCUGCAUCUCCCAUCGAAACUCCACCUCAGGCUCACGUUGGCUCCUCAACCGCCGGAAAGUCUUUACCAAAACCCUCGGCAACUGGGACCGGCAAGAAUGUGUUGAGAUCGGACAGUCCUCAGUCGCGCGCCCGGUCUUCAUCUCUCCGCUCUGGAAAUGGCAGAACAACUCCGUCUUCGGGCGGCCACACUAGCCACUCGCCGAACAACAUCUCCCCGAGCAGGGAGUCCGAAGAUACAAUAUCACCUUUGUCACAGGCAGAUCGCCAAUUCUACACGUCUUCGCCCGCCUUCUCAGAUGCCACGACGCUUGUCAGAAAUCAAAGCACGGCCACGCACCGGACCAAAUUGAGCCAGACGAGCCCCAAGGACGCACCUGUCAUGCGGUCGAUAUUCCCGCGCUACAAUCCAGAUCUUCCAUUAUCACAUCAGCAAUACAAACCAACGCAGACGUCCCCAGCCGACAUCCCGAAGGACAAGAUCAGCCGGAAGCCUUACUCGCCUACCUUUUACGUACCCCACGCCAACGUGCUCCGGAGCGGUUCACCCGAAGAGCCAUACUACACUCCUAAAAUCGAGCUCGGCACUCUAUGGGACGCGGCCAACGGCAAAGCCCGACCAGAAGGGUGGCGAACCUACGCCCUGCAAAUGCACCGUCGCAACGCCAGCCCCACCUCCUCCCCCGUCGACGGCGAAGCCUUCGUCUUCGGCGCUUCCCCCGUCCAGCCCUUCUACAGCUUCGAGCAAGCCCUCAUCGACAAGGACACGGACGCCUGCGAGGUCCUCAUCUCCCGCACCAACCCCACCCAACCGCGAGACAACAACAACCCCCACCACCACCACUCCCUCCCCAUCGCGCACCUCGCCAUCCAAACGCCUCCUCCCCACGGCCAUGCACCCCCUCGCGAAAGCCACCCCGAAGCCACGGCAAUUACGACCAUCACCCCCAAGCUCGCCACGCUCGGCGCCCUCGAAGCCGCCGCGCAGUCGGCGCGCGCGUCGGAAAUCGCCUCAUUCGACCCGAGAGCCGAGUCGCCGGCGGCGGCAGCCCUUGCCGCCGACGCGGUAGCGGCGUGCGAGGCGCAGCAUGCGUGCGCGCUGCGCUACUGCCCGGUCGCGGAGCCGCUGAUGGCGCCGUACGAGGCGGGCAAGACGGGGACGUAUGAGUUGAGGCAUCCGGCGCUGGGGGCCUUUCCGGUCGUCGUGCAGGGGGAUGUGAGGGCGAGUCUUGCGGCGGCGGCGGCGGCGGCGGCGGCAGCGAACAGCAACAAGAAGAAGAAGACGACGACGGAGAGCAGUGGUGGCGGCGGCGGUAGCGGCGGCGGCGGCAACGACGCCCGCACAAGCAGUCCCACUACCAGCCCUCGGCCGGCCGUCCCCGCGACCAUCACGCUGCUCAACCCCUUCGCCGCGCCUCGCAGCAGCACGGCAGACGCCGCCCCGGACACGGAUAGCAAGCGGGGCAGUCCCUCACCCAAGCCCUCCUCGGACUCCUCGCGCGACCGCCCCGCCUCCCCCGCCCCGGACGAGGUCCUCGCCCGGCUCGCGCUGCACACGGCGACGCUGACCGUCGACGUCGCGGCCAUCGCGGCGCUCGGCGCCGACGAGAAGAACAGCAGUCCUCACGCGCACUCGCCGCACCCGCACGUCGUCGACGUGGCCGUCGCCGCCGUCUUGGCCGUGCUGGUCGCGGAGAGGCGGAGGGUGGGGGUCCCCACGCCCGUUCGUGAUGAUGCUUCGACCACCACCGGCCUCCUUGCGGGUGGUGGUUCUGCGGCGGCUGCGGUCGAGGCGCAACAGCGGCAGCACCAGCACCAGCAGCAGGGCGUUUAUGGUGGCGGGACGUGGCCGGCGCCGGUGGCAGCCGCGGCCGCGGGGACGGUGGUGUUUGAGGGGCCGCCGACGGCGGCGGCGAGGCGGUGGCCCGGGAUGGAGGCGGUGGGGCCGAGGGAGUUGGUUAGGGAGAAGGUGAGGUUGGGGAGUUGGGGUUGGUGGUUUGGCGAGGAUGGGGAGAAGGCGGAGGCGAAGGCGAGGAAGAGGGAGGCGAAGGCGAGGAAGAAGGGGGUUGUGGAUAUUGAGAUGGGUCAGGUGGGGGCGGGGGAGAGGAGGGUUGAGGGAGAGGGGAAGGGGAAGGAGAAGGAGGAAGGUAUGCAUUGGUUGGUGGAGCUGGUGUUGAUGCUGUUGGUGUUUGCGUUUAAGGUGGUGUGGUUCUUGUUGACCAUUUUAUUCAAGGUGCUGGGGAGGGUGGUGGGGGUGGUGAAUCGGUGUGCGGCGAAGGCUUAG